AUGGUCACUUUCUCCAAGCGCAAGAGUGGCCUUUUUAAAAAAGCAUUUGAGUUGUCAAUUUUGUGUGGUAUUCAAAUUGCUAUUAUUCUAUUCUCCCAUGGUGGUAAACCUUUCAGCUUUGGCAAUCCAAGUGUAGAGACCGUGGCUAACAUGUUUCUUUACCAAAAUGAAGAUGAUCAAGAGGAUGUGGGUGAGCCAUCACAAAAUAAUGAGGUUUACCAACUCAACCAGCAGGUUGAGGAUUUGAAGAACCAAUUCCAAGUGGCCAAGGAGAAAGGAGAGGUGCUUUCUAAUGGUAUGAAAAGCAAGGAUCCCCUUGGAAAAGAUCAUGCCCCUAAUUUAGAGGAGCUUCAGAAAAUGAAGGCGUCAUUAAAAGAGUUAGGUGGUUACAUGAAAGUUAAGAUCAAUAACAUGGACUUGGAGGCAGCAACAACAUUACUUGAACUUGCAAAUCAAGACAUGUUUUAA
Lotus japonicus is the source of this 468-nucleotide messenger RNA. Its product is annotated as agamous-like MADS-box protein AGL29. The record is from RefSeq and is a predicted model, not a curated record. NCBI's taxonomy places the organism in Eukaryota, Viridiplantae, Streptophyta, Magnoliopsida, Fabales, Fabaceae. Gene Ontology annotation, molecular function: DNA-binding transcription factor activity, RNA polymerase II-specific; protein dimerization activity; RNA polymerase II cis-regulatory region sequence-specific DNA binding. The coding region runs from base 1 to 468 and encodes 155 amino acids. Gene Ontology annotation, biological process: regulation of transcription by RNA polymerase II. The transcript has a single exon.